AAAAAAUUUUAGGAAAAAAAAGAUUAUUUAAAAACCAUCUCCAGCAACAUGAUUAAAUUUUUCUGUUUAACGUGAAAUCCCUCAAUUGUUUCGCUUCGGCACAAAUAAUUAAAAAAAUAUUUUGUAAUUACGCAACAUGUGAUUUUUAAUCGGCAAAUGAUUCCUUGAAGCGAAAACCGUUCUUUAAAUUCGCGACAUAUAAUCGAUUGAAGAGCUACGACAUGAGGAAGGUGCCGAGCAAACGAAGUCUCACAAAAUUGCCACGUUCGCGAUUACCGCAGAAACCAUAUGGAUUUUGCUGCGAGGAGAAGGACCAGGAUCCCGAGAAACGUUACGAUAUGCGAAAUCCGCCGUUUUCAUCGUCCUUGACGAACGUUGUCCUGGGCAACGGUGGACCUGGUGUGAAAUUUCGCGUUCAGGACAUCGGUCCGCUACCCUAUCCUAUUCAACGAAGAAUUCUCGAGGACAAAGACAGAGCUUAUCUGGGACGCUGCAAACGAUGUCGGGGUCCCCUGCGAUGGUACCUAGAGGAUGAAAUCGCGCUUGCACGCGAACUCCUCGCCAAGGAGAGACAGGAUAAUUACAACGCGAGCGUAAAAAAGAAUCUGAUGAUUGCUAAACAAAAGGCUAGAGAACGCAGCAGUCGCAAAAAAAGAAAUUUGAAGAGCACUUCUAAAGUUAUACAGGAUAACUGGUAAAAUAAUAUAUAGCCGUGGAAAAAAUCCAUUGUAUACUAUGCGGCGCAUUGCAAGUGUUACAAGGAUCAAAAUAAAUGAUAAAAUUUCCUACAUUUGCGGGAUAAAUAUGCAGACAACUAUAAAAUGCAGCAGGAUAUCUUGAAAUGUUUAUUAGAAAAAUAUAUUUUAGCAGAAUACAAAUACAAAUUUAUACAGCUUUGUCUGUCAGUUACUAUAAACGUAUGUUAUACACGUUAAUAAAGAAUUAUAGAAAGAAACGAGGGAACUAAAUAACAUAGGAUAUUUGAAAUAAAUUCACAAUUCACAUUUGAUAUAAUAUAUGUAUAUAGUUUCAAUAUAUAUAGAUAUGAAAAAUGUACAUAAUAUAUGACACAAAUAGCAGCUUUUCUUUCUCUUACGAUACGUUUUGAAUAUAAAUCAUUUUACUAUAUUCUUAUUAAAGCUCAAGGAAACUUCAAGUUACAAUUCCGUUUUGGACACUGUUGUUUUACAUACCGUAUUAUAACGUUGUGAAAAUGUUUAUUUUUAGAAUCGUGCAUUUAUUGAGAACAAAAAAAAACAAUCUGUGCAUUAUUUUUAUAAGAACAUUGGUAACGUUCAACAGAAAAAGUAGCUUUUGUAGUUGUAAAAUUUUUUAUGAUAAGAUUAUUUUUUUUCUUUUCUUCUUAUCGAAUACAAAUGUCUAAAGCAAUCACUUAUCAAAGAAGCUUGUGGCAAGUUACUUUUUCUCCUGAACGCCAAUUAAAUUAUUCCAAACAUUUGAUUGUUAUAUCUUGUAAUGAUUAUCAAAUACGUAUGUCAAACAAGUAAAUUUUAAUUGGCUUAUUAUAUAUCUCAAAAAAUAGUGGUAUAAAUGAUGAAUAAUAUUUAUAAGUCUAAAAAAAUUUAAUUGUAUAACUAAAAGCGAAAAAUUACAAAAUAUCGAAUUAAACAGACUUGUAAACCUGAAAAGAA
This is a messenger RNA of Monomorium pharaonis (pharaoh ant), 1652 nucleotides long. RefSeq lists its product as uncharacterized. The record is from RefSeq and is a predicted model, not a curated record. Bases 222 to 698 code for a protein of 158 amino acids. The transcript has 2 exons. Lineage: Eukaryota; Metazoa; Arthropoda; Insecta; Hymenoptera; Formicidae.